Molecule: messenger RNA, 1574 nt
Organism: Rosa rugosa (rugosa rose)
Lineage: Eukaryota; Viridiplantae; Streptophyta; Magnoliopsida; Rosales; Rosaceae
Product: loganic acid O-methyltransferase-like
Exons: 3
Coding region: 132-1229 (365 amino acids)
Biological process (GO): methylation
Molecular function (GO): S-adenosylmethionine-dependent methyltransferase activity
Source: RefSeq, a predicted model, not a curated record
AGUAAAAGCAUCUUUCAUUUAUGAAACUGAGCAUAUGUUCGCUCUUGAUCGAUGAAGCUCACACUUUGUAGUUAUAUAUGCCGCCCUCUUAGAUCCAUUAUCAGUGGCCACCAACACACAGAAUUACAGAGAUGGCAGCAGAAGAUACCAUCACCAGUGAACCAGUCUCAGAAGCACAUCCAAUGAAAGGUGGAGAUGGCGCCAACAGCUAUGCCAAAAAUUCCACUUUCCAGAAAGGUGCUGUGGAUAAUGCGAAACAGCUUUUGAACAAGGUGAUUGCAGAAAAGCUUGACCUAGAAAUCUUGUCAUCUCCCAGCUCCUUUCACAUUUCAGAUCUGGGUUGUUCUGUUGGGCCGAAUACAUUUUCUGCAGUUGAAAACAUAAUUGAAGCCGUGGUACUCAAGUAUCACAGCCAGCUUCGUUUGAAUGUUCAAAUCCCUGAAUUUCAAGUCUUCUUCAAUGAUCAUACCUCAAAUGACUUCAACCUGCUCUUCAAAUCCCUCCCUCAGAACAGGCAAUACUACGCUGCCGGUGUACCGGGUUCUUUCUACGAUCGCAGAUUUCCUGAGGCUUCCCUUCACUUGGUUCACUCUUCUACUGCCCUUCACUGGCUUUCUAAAGUACCAGCGGAGGUGUUGGACAAAAACAGUCUUGCUUAUAACAAAGGACGAAUCCAUUACUCAAAUGCCACAGAUGAAGUGAUAAGGGCUCAUGAAACUCAAUAUGCGGUAGACAUGGAGCGCUUUCUCCAUUCCCGGGCACAAGAGGUUGUUUAUGGAGGACUCAUGGUACUCAACAUUCCAGGCCGCCCUGACGGCACCACUCAUUCUUAUCCUUUCACAAAGGUGACCUUGCAACUUUUGGGAUCUUGCCUCAUGGACUUGGUUGAAAAGGGAGUUGUUAGUGAAGAGAAAGUAGAUUCGUUUAACAUACCUACGUAUACAAUGUCUCCCCAAGAACUGAAAGCUGUUGUAGAACGAAAUGGAUGUUUUAGCAUAGAGACAAUAACAGAGUUACCUCUUGUAGUCUUGGCAGAUAGGCCUAAUAUGGCAGUGCCGCAACUACUUGCCGCUCAUAUGAGAGCUGGCACGGAAGGGAUAGUCAAGGAGCACUUUGGGGAAGAAAUAUUAGAUGAGCUCUUCGACUUGUAUCUCACAAAAUGUGAAGAGCAUGCCACUGCUGUUGAGACAGUUACAUUUCUUGUUGUGCUUAAACGCAAGGCAGAUUGAGACGACUAUGUCAUUUUCGUACUUGUGAAAGCUUCAAAUAAUGUAUCUUAUGGUAAUUUGCUAUUCAAUAUAUUCCAUUUGGUUCUGGGAGUAUCCGCUGGGCUUCCCUUAGCGGAGAGGAUUGGCUGCAUUCUUGCAUUCAUUCGAGUGGAGGUAGCCCAAGGACACAAAGUUUGACCUUUCUGACAAAUUUGGCUUGUGACCAAGAAAAUGACUCCACUAGUCGUCAUUGCAACACCCAGGUUGUCUGUAUCAGAGCUCUAUGCUCAAGAUGUCCUAUAUUGUCAUUGUUCUUGGUCCUAUUGUUCUGAAAAAUAAAUAAAAAAGUUUAUGGUUUUUCUUGUU